GAAAAAAGUCGCCCUUUUACGCACGCGCGCGCGAGCGAGAGAGAGAGAGAGAUCCGAGUCCGAGAUCACUAACGAUUGGGAUUCUUGAGCUCUACUUGAGAAAUCAGUGUUCUUCUUUGCUCUGGAUUCAGCUCACCUCGUAGUUGGAUAGCUUGAUAACAAUAGAGAGAUGGAAGAGGGUUUGCAGAGCUCUCCAAACUUCAUUGACUCCAUUGAUACUGAUGAUUCCAAGUACUUAUGUGGGCUCAGCACCAUUCUCGUGGCCAACAUUCAGGAGCUAAAAGAUCGGAUUUCCCAGGUAGAGCUCAUAUUCUGCAGCCAGCUUUUUCCAAAAUUUCAGUCAAGAUCAAAAAGUUUAGAGAAGAGAAUUCUUGAGGCAAGAAAAGCUACAAAUGAUGAGUGGAAGAAGAACGAAACUUUUCUCCUAAAUCAGAUUAAAGAGGUUAAUCUUGAGAAACAAUAUGCACAAGAAGAAGUUCGGCGACUAAACAAAUCUCUUGAAGAAACCAAGACGAGUUUGAUAAAUAAGGAAGAGUUGUUAAGUAAGUAUCAAGAUGAAAAAGUACAACUUUUGGUGAAAAUUGAAAACCAAGAGAGUAAUGGAGAGAUCAUUGCCAGUCUAAAAGAACAGCUUGCUCAAAAGAAUGACGAACUGGCCAAUGAAAAGAAAUUGCAAGAGAAGCUACUGCAGCAGAUUGAUCUUAAGGAUCAUAACCUGUUGACAGAGCAGAGCAAAAGAAAAGAUUUGUUCGAAGAGUUCAGUAAGUUAAAGGACAAUUACAAGCAUCUGAAGUCUCAGUAUACUUUUCUACUUAGCAAGUGCAGCAGCAACAGAGAGCAAAAGCCUCAUCCAGACAGGAUCACAGAGGAAAAGGAUUCUCCAGGUCCCUCACUGAGCAGGAGAAGCCCCCAAGAACAUAAAGGUAAAGAUAUCAGCCCUCUGUCUUCAAGGCCAAUUGAGCUGAAGAAACUUGUGAGCAAUCAAGACUCUGGAUUCAUUAAGCCUUCACACGUAGAUUCUCGCAUAUCUCCAAAGAACCUCCCUUCAAUUACCAAAACUGAGCCAUCAAUCGGGAAGAAGCGAUCUGCUUCUUCUUCUUGGAGAGAAACAAGACAGCGUCAAGAACAAGGCAGUGGAGAUCCACACGAUGAUUUUCUCGACACUCCAAUGGAGAUAGUCAGAAACCUAAACUUAGGUCCUAAAGAAGAAGUCCAAGAUCUUCCAGUUGUUGCUCUAAAUGACAUGGAUUUCAACAAUUCAGAUGAUGAGACUCAAGAGAUGAUCAAUCCUGAUGCAGCUGCUCCUCAGAAGCAAAAUGUAUCUAUUCUUGGUCCCGGAGCGAACAAGGGUUUUAAGUAUGUGGAGCCUGUGAGGAAAAAGACGGAGAGGGAGAAUCUUAGAGGAGUUGAAUGCAAGCAAUGCAAGAAGUUCUAUGAUGCCGUUUUGCCUCAUGAUGGUACAGAUAAUGGGCAGAAAACUAUGAGAUGUGAACAUCAUGAUGGUGUAUCGAGGCAUCGGUAUAGGUACGCUCCUCCAAUGACACCUGAAGGAUUCUGGAACAUUGGUUUUGAAUCGGAGUUAUAGAUUUUAUCAUCGAAUUUGGUAGGUGAAAUGCUAUAUUUGAUUUGAGCAUAUUGAUGAACAUGAGAGCAAGUUCUUCUUUGUAGCUAAGGGUGGAAAUGAACCAAGUAAUUAAUAAAUGGUUCGAUAAUUGUUCGAAUAACUAUUCGGUCA
Molecule: messenger RNA, 1735 nt
Organism: Asparagus officinalis (garden asparagus)
Lineage: Eukaryota; Viridiplantae; Streptophyta; Magnoliopsida; Asparagales; Asparagaceae
Product: protein gamma response 1
Exons: 4
Coding region: 170-1585 (471 amino acids)
Biological process (GO): double-strand break repair via homologous recombination; DNA double-strand break processing involved in repair via single-strand annealing
Cellular component (GO): site of double-strand break
Molecular function (GO): flap-structured DNA binding; single-stranded DNA binding; damaged DNA binding
Source: RefSeq, a predicted model, not a curated record